Lolium rigidum is the source of this 1811-nucleotide messenger RNA. RefSeq names its product protein trichome birefringence-like 13. Gene Ontology annotation, molecular function: O-acetyltransferase activity. Gene Ontology annotation, cellular component: Golgi apparatus. The record is from RefSeq and is a predicted model, not a curated record. Lineage: Eukaryota; Viridiplantae; Streptophyta; Magnoliopsida; Poales; Poaceae. The coding region runs from base 299 to 1522 and encodes 407 amino acids. The transcript is spliced from 7 exons.
CUCAACCUCCGUAUGCUCAAGGCCCAUCCCCUCCUGCCGCUGUUAGGACUGCACGGACGGCAAGGUAACAGGUUGAGAGCAGAGUUUGCAUUUGUCCGAUGAAAGGAGUCCAGAAGAACUCUAUGCCGACUGGGAAGGUUCCAACCCAGCUGAGUUAAGCAAUCUUGCUGAGUGCUCAGGCCGAAGUAACGUUAGGUGGCCUGACUCACUCCAAACUGUUCUAGGCCCCUCGGCUUAUACUAAUCUUUUUUUAAGCCCAAGCAAAACUCGAGUCCGUUCACCCUCGCCGGGUCUCCCCAUGCCACCGGCGAGGAGCCCGUCCGCCGGCCUGCGGUGGCGCAAAGCCUUCCUCCCUCUCCUUCUGCUCCUCCCUAUGAUUCUUAUAAUCAUAUUCCUGAUCUCCCCACUCCGCUCCAUCCCCACGGUCAGCAACGCAGCCCUUAGGCCCCAGCGGACCUGUGACUACGCCGCCGGCGGGUGGGUGCCUGAUGCCUCCGCCGACUCCCAGCUUAGGUACGACCACACGUGCAAGGAGAUCUUCAAGGGUUGGAACUGCGUCGCCAACGGCAAGCGCAACGGCCGCGCCCUCCUCCGCUGGAGAUGGAAGCCCACGGGGUGUGAGUUACUCCCCAGGCUCGACCCGCACCAGUUCCUGGAGCGCCACAGGAACACCAACAUUGGAUUUGUGGGUGAUUCGUUGAAUAGGAACAUGUUUGCCUCAUUGGUCUGCAUGCUUAGAGGAGUGAGCGGAGAGGUUCGCAAGUGGCGUCCAGCAGGGGCAGACCGAGGUUUCACAUUCCUACGCUAUAAUCUCACCCUCUCAUACCACAGAACUAAUCUUUUGGUACGCUAUGGUAGGUGGUCGGCUAGUCCAGACGGAGGUCCUCUAGAAUCUCUUGGCUACAAGCAAGGCUACAGGGUUGAUGUUGAUAUUCCCGAUCAAACAUGGGCAGAUGCAGCAAGCUUCCAUGAUGUUCUUAUUUUCAACACAGGACAUUGGUGGUGGGCCCCUUCAAAGUUUGAUCCAAUACAAUUACCGAUGGUAUUCUUCGAGAGAGGGAUGCCGAUUAUACCUCCUUUAUCGCCACCUGAAGGACUGGAUUUGGCUCUCAAACAUGUGGUAACAUUCGUGAACAAAGCAAUAAGGCCCAACGGAAUUAAAUUCUUCCGCACUCAAUCUCCUAGACAUUUUGAAGGUGGUGACUGGAAUGAAGGUGGAUCUUGUCAGCGUGAACAACCCUUGUCCUCAGAAGAGGUCAAAGAAUUUUUUUCUGUGGACAACAAUAGCACAAACAUGGAAGUACGCUUGGUGAACCAGCACUUGAUGAAGGCUCUUGAGCAGUCUACCUUUAGAGUUUUGAAUGUCACUCACAUGAGUGAAUUCAGGGCUGAUGCUCAUCCAUCAACAACCGGAGGAAAGAAGCAUGAUGAUUGCAUGCAUUGGUGCUUGCCAGGUCCAACUGAUACAUGGAACGAUUUGCUAGCAGCAAAUCUUGCAGCAACUGAGAGAGAGCUAGCCUGAAAAAACUGAAGCCCUCGAGAGAAUUUCCACGAAAUAUUUCCCCGUGGUAUGAAUAUGAUGGCACAUUUCUUUGAGAUUAUCCUGAACACUAAGCUUGUUCAUAUAGGUGAGCGUUGUUUUUUUUCUCCACUGUAAAUUUGACCAUGUAGAUUUUUGACACAUUUCAUAUAGGAGUACUUACUGAUAUGUACUUCUAAAGCCUAGAGUAGUUUAGCUGGACUUGUUUGUCUGAAUAUUCAGGUUUGCAGUUGCAAACCUAAUCAAACAGAGUGAAGCUUUCUCCUGGACA